UCCAGCUACAACAUCUACAAUGCUGUCUAUGUAGUAGCGCAUGCUUUACACCGCCUGCAUUCAACCCUCUACCAUCACAGAAGAGUGAUGAAGAAAAAGAAAUUUAACUUCUUCAGUCAACCGUCGUGGCAGCUCCACCACUUUCUGAAAAGUGUCUCAUUUAACAACAGUGCCGGGGACGAAAUUUCGUUUAAUGCCAAUGGAGAAGUCGCAACAGGGUAUGACCUUGUCAACUUGGCUGCUCCCCCAAAUCAAUCAUUUUUUAAAGUGAAAAUUGGAGAGUUUCAUCCCGAAGCUCCAGCUGGCCAAAUGCUUCCCAUUGACGAAGACAGCAUCACGUGGAGCAGCAAAUUCAAUCAAACAAAGCCUCUUUCAGUCUGCAAUGAAAGUUGUCGUCCCGGCAAUAGGAAGAAGAUGAAGGAAGGGAAGCCAUUUUGCUGCUAUGACUGUAUUUCAUGUCCAGAAGGGAAGAUUUCUAAUCAAAAGGACUUGGAUGAGUGUUCCACUUGCAGAGAAGAUCACUAUCCAAACGUGCGACAAAAUCAAUGCAUUCCCAAAGAUAUCACGUUCUUGUCUUACACAGAGCCAUUGGGGAUGGCCUUAGUGACUGUUGUCCUGGCCUUUUCCUUCAUUACACUUCUGGUGCUCGGAAUCUUUGUGAAGCACCGCAGCACCCCCAUUGUCAAAGCCAACAACAGGAACCUCACCUACGCUCUCCUGAUCUGCCUCCUCCUGUGCUUCCUCUCUGCUUUGCUAUUCAUUGGUCGACCACAACUGGUGUCAUGUCUCCUCCAACAAACCUUUUUUGGCGUGGUAUUCUCAGUUGCCAUUUCCUGUGUGUUGGCCAAAACUAUCAUGGUGGUUCUGGCUUUCCUGAGUGUCCGUCCAGGAAGCAGCCUCAGGAAGUGGGUGGGGAAACAAGUGGGCAAUUCAAUUGUGAUCCUCUGCUCCCUUUUCCAAGCAGUCCUUUGCUCUGUGUGGCUCACAACUUCUCCCCCAUUUCCAGGUGUUGACAUGCACUCAGAAACUGAAGCAGUUGUACUGGAAUGCAAUGUGGGGUCUGUCACCAUGUUUUACUGUGUCCUGUGCUACAUGGGCUCCUUGGCUGUGAUAAGUUUUGGGGUGGCCUUCUUGGCCAGGAAGUUACCCGACAGUUUCAACGAAGCCAAAUUUAUCACUUUUAGUCUACUGCUCUUUUGUAGUGUUUGGCUGUCCUUUGUUCCAACCUACCUGAGCACGAAGGGGAAAGCCAUGGUGGCUGUUGAGAUCUUCUCUAUCUUAGCCUCUAGUGCUGGUCUUCUGGCUUGCAUCUUUGCCCCAAAAUGUUACAUUAUUUUGCUGCGGCCGGAGCUCAACAACCGGGAACAGCUAAUAAGAAGGAAAGGGUCAUGAUGUAAAGAAGUAUGGUUACACCCAUAUUCUGCAAUAAAAGCAUGUAUGUGUCAUCCUUCUGUCCAUUCUGAAAAGCCGAUUUCAGUUUCACCAGAGCAGCAUUCUAUAGUCUGGCUGCUUCACUAUUAAGUUCACACUAAGGAUUGUUACUUACAAAAGAUAUAAAUAAUUUAUUAUAAGAGAACUCCAUAGUAGGCAGGAAAGGCAGAAUGAAGGCUUUUCGGUUGGAAUACAUUACUCCAGGUCUUACAGUGGGCAGAG
Sphaerodactylus townsendi is the source of this 1653-nucleotide messenger RNA. Its product is annotated as vomeronasal type-2 receptor 26-like. The record is from RefSeq and is a predicted model, not a curated record. Gene Ontology annotation, molecular function: G protein-coupled receptor activity. Gene Ontology annotation, biological process: G protein-coupled receptor signaling pathway. The coding region runs from base 88 to 1392 and encodes 434 amino acids. Lineage: Eukaryota; Metazoa; Chordata; Lepidosauria; Squamata; Sphaerodactylidae. The transcript has 4 exons. Gene Ontology annotation, cellular component: membrane.